Notothenia coriiceps (black rockcod) is the source of this 2114-nucleotide messenger RNA. It is a transcript of the gene tyw2, whose product is annotated as tRNA methyltransferase 12 homolog. NCBI's taxonomy places the organism in Eukaryota, Metazoa, Chordata, Actinopteri, Perciformes, Nototheniidae. The record is from RefSeq and is a predicted model, not a curated record.
AUGUCAUGUACAACAGUUCAGCUGAUUGAAUCUCAUGGUGAAAGAUGGACGGAGGAGCUGAGGGCGGACCUCCCUCACAGUUUUCAGAGGCAUGGAGAGGAGAACUGCUUCUCUCCACCACUAUGGAAGAACAUGGGUACUCAAACUCAACCACACUUUUCUUUAGAACUAGGUGUGCAAACAAAUUCACAAAAACAUGUCACAUUGCUGACAGUGAACCUGGGUCUCAUAUCAAGCUCUGAGGACAGCUGGCCUGUUGCCUUGAAGAGAACAACUGGGGGCCUUUUGCACAUUCACAACGUUACCUCAGCGUUACCGAACACAGCAAUCAAUGAUGCUUCUGGGAAGAAAUCUGACAGAGAGGCGUGGCAUGUCUGGGCUGAUGACACAGCAAAACACAUCACUUUUCUUUUAAAGGACACCACUGGAGCACAGUGGACAACAAGCAUCCAGCACAUAGAACAUGUGAAGUCCUAUGCACCUCAUGUUCACCAUGUUGUGCUGGACUUGGCGUGCAGACCGUCCUGAGCUGAGGGGAUGAACACAGAAACACUACUGUAUUCAUCUUUACACAAACACUACACUAACUCCAGUCUCUACCCUAAGCCCCUGAACCCUCCCAGAUGUAAUUGACCUUGUUAGUACUUGAGUUAUCUAGGCUGCAAAGCUUUAAAUGGUAUAAACAGAAAUGGGAACAAUUUGCUGCAGAAUAUCAUGUUACCAUAAUGCCACCAAAACAUGUAAAAUAGGCCUACAUUUGUGGAUUUUAGACUUUUUAUAUUACAUUUUUUACUUUAUUUAUGACGAAUGCACUGAUUUUAAUGUAUUAUUAGCUCUUGAUGUACAGAGGGGACAAAAGUUAAUUGUGAAAAAAAUAAUUUACUUUAAACAGAAUUACGAAGCAAACAAAAAUAAUCAUUGAAGAAUAAACCAGUUUUGCUUGUGCUAAUAGUUUCACAUGUUUUUAUACCACCCUAUCUCCUUUUUUAUAUUGCGUUUCUUUGUACAUUUAGGCUUCCAGACUUCCCCUGGUAACCCCAUGUAUCAAUGUCACAAAGAUAUGAAUUGUGAGUUAUCUCCUCAGGCAAAGUCUGCAGAAAUUUGGAUUUACGAGGUCAUGCACUUCAAAAUGUGGGAAAACUCUGAAGAGUGUGGACAUUGGGAUUGGGCCGAUGUUUAUUCCACCUGUAAGGGAGUACAAAUCAGCCGCUGCAGUGUUUAUAUAAACCUUUAUUUAUCCAGGGCAGGUUCACAGAACAUAGAUGUUCUUUCUUUCUUUAUUUAGAAACACCGUGCUUCACAGCCAUGCAAAUACAAACCAAUCUGGAGGCUGCCAAGCCACCGGCUCCACAGUUAUAUCUUUUGUGGUGGGUUUAGGGCACUUAUGGUUGGUUGAAAUGAAAUGUUGCAGACAUGAACAUCUGUGUGCUGGUGAUCACAGGAACACCCAGAUCUAUACAACUCACCCCAAGAAAUUAAAAGAGGACAUAAAUCACAUAUGAACAUACAGUAUUAAUCAGACGUAAAUAUACCAGUGGAACCCCUACACUGUAUAUAAAGGUGGAACCUUAGAGGGCAGCAGCCAAUUGAAUCAAUACUAAAUAAUUAAUUCAAUACCACAUCACAGUUUCACUUCUGAGCUUAAGACAGGUGAAAAAUUAAACGUACAAUCGCAAAAAGCUCCAUAAAAUGUGCUUUCAUCAGUGGGCCAUUUUCAAAAGAAAAUCAACAAACAGCUUAUCAAGUGUUUCCAUGUGAUAUUAUUGUUGGCCCCACAGUCCCAAAGACAACUGGAUCACUUGACAUCUUUCUCAGAAGCAGCUACUACAAAGAAAUUCUGCAACUGAUGCAAACCAUAAAGAUAAAAAUAAGAUAUAUUAAAAUAAAUUGUAAUUAAUUCCCAAUCCUGCUCAGAGUACAGUCCACAGCGCUUCUUCCAAAAGCACGGGUUCUCUCCUAUUUCUGUGCAGGCAGUCCCUCCCUCCAAGCAACUCACAUAUCCACUGAGCUUUAUGCAAAUUAAUAUGUGAAUGAGUAUGCAAAUAAGCACAUUAUGUGGAGAGGCAACUCUUGGUCGCUUUUAUUGGAAAAGAGUUGGCAAAAUGUUCCCACAA